AGCUGUGCUCGGGCUGCACCAAGAAUCGGUCAGUCCAAGAGUCAAAGUCAUCUCUUGACUCCCCCAAACUUAAUCGAACACACCAACCCCAUCUCCUCCCUCAACCUCAUCUCUUCCCCCCACAAUCUACCCGCCCCACUUCGCCCUUGAAGAUCUCCCCGAUACAUAUACACAAACCCUCCGAUAGGUCCAUACAAUCCUCCCCCGCCACCAUGUCGAACCAACUACAGAUCAGCAUUCCGACCACCUCCGAGUCAGCCGAAGGCGGAAGCAAACAGUACACGCUGUACCACAUCCUGUGGCGCCUUCCCAUGCGCAGCAACUACGUCAAGAAGCGCUACAACGAUUUCACCGCGCUGCACAAAGACCUCGAGACACACACGGGGCAGUCCCCACCACACCCCAUACCUCCCAAGCACUACUUCGGCAGCACCGUCGGCAACCCAGCGCGAACCGAAGAGCGUCGCGCCGCGCUCGAAUCCUACCUGCACGCGAUCCUCUCCUCGCCCGACAGCCGGUGGCGGGACUCGCCGGUCUGGCGAAGCUUCCUCGCGCUGCCUGCCGCAGCGGUCGCCGGCGCAUCGGACAACACUUUCAGCUCGCGACUACCCUCGGGGCCGAUCACGGAUCCCACGCACUGGCUCGACUCUCACCGCGAGCUCAAAACUCUCCUCCACGACGCGCGCAUCUUCCUCAGCAAGCGCGACGGCGCGAACACGACAGCGGAGCAGCACGAGGCGUCCGCCGCUGCCAAGCGCUGUCUCGUCAAGGCGUCAGCCAUCAUCUCAGCGCUCGAUCAGGGCCUGCAAGCCGUCGCGCUGGCCCAGCAGCGCGAGAAAGAAAAAUCCCACCACCCGGACUACCUCCUCGACGGCGAGAUCCGGCGGCGCCGGGACCUCGUCGCCGCCGCCCGCCAGGAACGCGACGCCCUAGAGUCGCUCGCCAGCGUUAAGCGCCACGCGAACAACAAUCAAAACGCCUCCCACCCCACAGCGACGGCAGAUAAGUCCUCGCUGCUGUUCUCGGCACGCGCGGGCGGCGGCCGCGUCCUCGGCGCUCCUCUGCCGGAAACGGAGCGCACGAGGGAGCUGGGCAAUGAUGGCGUGCUGCAGCUGCAGAAGACUAUGCUGCAGGAGCAGGAUGUCGGCGUCGAGUCGCUGUUCAACAUUGUGCGAAGGCAGAAGCAGAUGGGGCUCGCGAUUGGUGAGGAGCUAGAGACCCAGAAGGAGCUCCUGGAGAGGCUGGGUGAGGAUGUUGAUAGGGUCGAUAAGAAGACGAAGAUCGCGAAGAAGAGGGCCGAUAGGAUAUCAUAGGUUCUGGGUGCUGUGUGAUGUGUGAUGUGUGAUGUGCGAUGUGUUCUGGGUUCUGUGUGCUGUGGUUUGUCACGUGUGUAGACUGCGUUUGUUGGCUUGCUGGUUUGUUGGCUUGGUGCGUUAUUGAUUGGUUGAUUUGAUUGAUUGGGCUUGGUGGGGGAGUUUGGUUUCGUCGUCUCAUUUGCAUGUGUGUGUCUAUAGUCUAUAGUAUAGUGUCUAGCUGCUCGUUCAUAUUCGUAUCGCAUCUUGCGUCUUUGUAAGUAAGUAAAGGGGAGGUUACCUUGGGUCUUUGGUCUUUGGUCUUUGGUUAAUAUUUUGUCUGUCUGUCUGUCUCUUUCGGUGUAUUGAUGAUCUUGUCUACAUGUACUCUACUUAGGUUACUGCCUACAUUACAACUCGUGCGGUGCUUUAGAUGUUACACCUGCAAAUUCUCACUCGAUGGACAGUCAC
Tricharina praecox is the source of this 1763-nucleotide messenger RNA. RefSeq names its product Phox homologous domain-containing protein. Gene Ontology annotation, cellular component: early endosome. Gene Ontology annotation, molecular function: phosphatidylinositol binding. Gene Ontology annotation, biological process: intracellular protein transport. The transcript has a single exon. The record is from RefSeq and is a predicted model, not a curated record. Bases 213 to 1313 code for a protein of 366 amino acids. Lineage: Eukaryota; Fungi; Ascomycota; Pezizomycetes; Pezizales; Pyronemataceae.